This is a messenger RNA of Microthlaspi erraticum, 327 nucleotides long. NCBI's taxonomy places the organism in Eukaryota, Viridiplantae, Streptophyta, Magnoliopsida, Brassicales, Brassicaceae. The record is from the annotation of a GenBank genome assembly.
AUGGACAUCAAGUUUUGCAAGACCAACCUCCUCAUUGAGCACAAGGAGUUGGAUGGGAGAUUCCAAUUCAAGUUCACACAUCCAUUGGCUGGACCCUCCAAGCUUCUCCUGCCCAACCCUGAGCUCACCACAGGUAGGGGUGAGAACAUUGACUUCAGACCCCCUGUGUACACAUUAGUUGGGCAUGAAGAUGAUUUGCGAGAAGAGGAGCCUGAGCUCGAUCGAGCUGAGGAUCGAGCUGAGAUCAAGCUGAAGAUGAGUCCAGGAAGCGCGAUUUGGGUGAGCCUGAGUGCUAUUACUUUGAGGAGUAUGAGGCUCCAAGGAUGA